Salvelinus fontinalis (brook trout) is the source of this 2209-nucleotide messenger RNA. Its product is annotated as endonuclease domain-containing 1 protein-like. Gene Ontology annotation, molecular function: nucleic acid binding; hydrolase activity; metal ion binding. The coding region runs from base 119 to 1063 and encodes 314 amino acids. NCBI's taxonomy places the organism in Eukaryota, Metazoa, Chordata, Actinopteri, Salmoniformes, Salmonidae. The record is from RefSeq and is a predicted model, not a curated record. The transcript is spliced from 3 exons.
GAGAGAGAUGAUGUACAGUAUAUAGAGAGUAACAGGACGUGUUUUCUCUGAUGCUACAGACCUCUGAAGGAGUGAGACAAUUCAAAGGACUGUUAAACAAGUUCAAAAGGGGCACAGCAUGGUGACUCUGUCCCUCUUGUCCCUCUGUCUCCUCUCCUUGUUGGGGGUCAGAGGGGAAGUGGCUCCAAAUUUCGACAACUGCAAAGCUUCUUUCUUCAAAAUGACACCAGUUACCGGUCUGAAUAUAGCUCUCCCCACUCCGAUCGAGCCCGACACACAGGGCUUAGUGAAUCCUGCGAAAUGUCUCUCUGCUUACAAUGCUGCCUCUCCUGCAUACAUCUGUCAGAGAAACGGUAACAACUAUUACUUUGCCACUCUGUAUGACCAUGGCAGGAGGAUCCCUCUGUACUCUGCCUAUCAAAUGGAUAUCGAAGGGGUCCCUGGCAGAGAGGGGUCCAUAGUUUAUUAUGAACCCCAGCUUGUGCAUCCUGACCUACCACCACAGCAAAUGGAUAAGAAAGGAUCCUUGAGUGAGAUCAAGAAAUACAAUCAAAACAAUGAAUGCUUAGAACGCUCUCCACAAUACCGACAGAACUACAAGCUGGGCUGGAGUCAGGCUCUCGAUGACAACUUUGGCUCGUAUGACCGCGGGCACCUAAACCCCGCAGGACACCAUAAAGAAGAUGCAUCCAAAGCCACCAUGACCCAUACCAACGUAGCUCCGCAAGAUGGGAAGAUGAACAAGGGGCCGUGGAACCUGUACGAGAAGAAGCUGAAGGAUGUUUUGAGUGCAGGCUGUAGUAAGAUGUAUGUGGUGACUGGGGUGGUCCCAGGUGACACGUGGGUAGACCAGAACAAGCGAGUCAAUGUUCCGAGUCACUACUGGAAUGCCUACUGCUGCACCGACAACAACGACAAACCUCUCAGGUCUGGAGGUGCCUUGGGUCCUAACACAGCUCUCAGUGUUGUUACAGAGUAUAACUCUGUUACAGACAUUGAGACUGAGCUUAGAGGGCUUCUGAAAGUUGGCAACAAUUUCAACAUUUUUAAUGGCUGUGCCUGAGAAGAAGUUUGAAAACCCCUAAUUUAGGCUACAUCAAAAAUUUUAAACAUAUCCCUGACCAUAAAUAUUGUCCUAUUGAUCAAAUGUGUUGAAAAAGUGUAUUACAAUUUCAAAACGUAUCCUUUGUAGUAAUUAUUCUUAAAGCGUAUAUUUGCUUCUUUGGUCACACACAGAGUUGUGCAAUCACCUCUUUGUGAAUGCUUGUUGCUAUGAAUCUAUAACCCAAUAAAGCUUGUUUUGUGAAAGUAGGAAAUGUGUACAUCGACAUAUUACAGAACCAUUUGUACAUGCUGUUGAUGAACCUGUUGGUAUUUUAUGUCUAAAAAGAUCGAAUGAAGGCAGCAAUACUGUCGGUGGAGAUUUCUUUGGUCGCGGUACCCUCUAGUGGUCUAUAAAGAGCAUAAACUGGGAAGGAGAUAAAAGUGCCACGGUCAGUUGCAGACAUAAACGUCAUAGAGCUGUGGUGAUUCAUGACUCUGUCGAACAACUCAGUUGAUUCUUUUUCAUUCCCAUCUACUCUGAUAAAAACCAAAUCGGAUUGGUAAAAUAUGUCAUGUAUAUUGUAGCUCUAAGCCGUGCCAUUGUUACACAACUCUUAUCUGUCCAACUUCCAGAGUCUGACUCUGUAUCUUUGUUCAUUAGAUUUUGAUUUAUUGUACCAUGGUAAAACAUCAAAACCAUUGCAAGGGUUGGUGAAUCUGCACUAGGCCCAAUGCCAACUCAAACUUUUAUUUAAUUUAUUUGAUUUUUUUACCUUUACUUGAACAGGGAAGACAUAUUGAUACCUAGGCAUCUUUUACAAAUGUGCCCUGUAUAUACAACAUAAAUAUAUAUUUUAUACACAAACGAAUAUAUAGAUAUACAUUAACCUUUUGAUACAGGAUGCAGUGAUGAAUAUCAAAACUGUCAUCUGUAACAAAACGAAGGGCACUAUGGGAGAUGGCAUCCAAAGGUUUAAGAGUAGCAGCAGCUGAUAACUAAUAUCACCAUAAUCAUGGUUUCCAUGUGUUUGAUGCCAUUCCAUUCGCUCUGUUCCAGCCAUUAUUAUGAGCCGCUCUCCUCAGCAGCCUCCACUGAAACGCACCAUGCAAAGUGUUGGUCCCAUGUAGCGUGAGCUGAAAUAAAAGAUCCCAGAAAUGUUCCCUA